This is a messenger RNA of Meriones unguiculatus (Mongolian gerbil), 5057 nucleotides long. It is a transcript of the gene Ankrd6, whose product is annotated as ankyrin repeat domain 6. Gene Ontology annotation, molecular function: protein binding. The transcript is spliced from 16 exons. Bases 784 to 2961 code for a protein of 725 amino acids. NCBI's taxonomy places the organism in Eukaryota, Metazoa, Chordata, Mammalia, Rodentia, Muridae. The record is from RefSeq and is a predicted model, not a curated record.
UGUGCUGCCGGGAGGAGUACUGCUUCUGCUUCAGAAGGGGCUCAGCGCUCCACCUCCUCCACCCUGCUCCCUUGCACACACUGUGGGGGAGUUUGUGGGCAGAUUGCGUUCACAGACAUCUCAGUGGCCACUCGGCCAGACCCUGUCUGUGCUGCUGACGCCGCAGCCCCUGUAUGGGACUCUGCUGAAGCAGCCUGUGUCUGGGUCACUGCGCAGGAUGCCAGCAUUUCCCCAGCUGUGAGGAUUGUCGGUUCUCCUCUCAUCCCUUCCUGCGUGGCUCCCCUUCACACCCGGCUGCCAACUUGGCUUCUCCAUCAUCGGAGCCCUCAUCUGUAGCACUCUGCUCAGCUGUGAGUCUCUCCCGACUCUUGUUGGGCAGUGGUACAGGUCCUGUGUUUGUAAGAGAGAGAGCAGUCUCAGGAAAUCUGAGUCUCCAGCACUCAGAGGCAAAGAGCAGCGUCUGGAGCUGAACGGUGCCCUCACAGGCUGGUGAUGCAUCGGCAGAGGAGGCUGAGGAGGAAGACUUUCCCUCGCUGUAGGUAAAUGGGAGCCGCAGGAGCAGCAGCCCCGGGAAGCUCAUGAUCUUGCCAGGAAAGGAGUGACUGCGUUUCCAGAAAGAGCGCAGAGGACAGCUCUGUGUGACCUGAAGAUGGAGUAGUGACAAAGGCAUCCCCAUGAUCCUGAGCACCUUUCGCUGUGGAGUCCAGCCCCGUUCAGAGGCUGCAUGUGGAGCUGAAGGAACUGACCUCCUGUUUUCCUGAGAACCCCUUUCUCUCCUAAUUCAUGAGCCAGCAGGAUGCGGUCGCCGCGCUUUCAGAACGCCUGCUCAUAGCUGCGUACAAAGGCCAAGCAGAGAAUGUGGUUCAGCUCAUCAACAAGGGUGCCAAGGUAGCGGUUACCAAGCAUGGCCGGACCCCCUUGCACCUUGCUGCCAAUAAGGGUCAUCUCUGUGUGGUCCAGAUUUUGCUGAAGGCUGGCUGUGACCUCGAUGUGCAGGAUGAUGGGGACCAGACAGCCUUGCAUCGGGCUACUGUGGUGGGAAACACUGAGGUCAUCACAGCGCUUAUCCGGGAGGGAUGCGCCCUGGACAGACAGGACAAGGAUGGGAAUACAGCCCUGCAUGAAGCCGCCUGGCAUGGGUUCAGCCAGUCAGCCAAGCUACUCAUUAAAGCGGGAGCCAACGUGCUUGCCAGGAACAAGGCAGGGAACACGGCUCUGCACCUGGCCUGCCAGAACAGUCAUUCCCAGAGCACACGCGUCCUCCUGCUGGGCGGUUCCCGGGCUGACCUCAAAAAUAACGCAGGAGACACCUGUUUGCACAUGGCUGCGCGGUAUAAUCACUUGUCCAUCGUUAGACUUCUCCUCAGUGCUUUCUGUUCUGUUCACGAAAAGAACCAGGCUGGAGACACGGCCCUCCACGUGGCUGCUGCCCUAAAUCACAAGAAGGUGGUUAAAGUCCUGCUGGAAGCUGGUGCGGACACGGCUAUUAUCAACAACGCAGGCCAGACCCCGCUGGAGUGUGCCCGCUACCACAAUAAUCCUGAAGUUGCUCUGCUCCUCACCAAGGCUCCCCAGAUCUUGCGCUUCAGUCGUGGGCGAAGCCUGAGGAAAAGGAGAGAGAGGCUCAAGGAAGAGAGGAGGGCCCAGUCUGUGCCCAGAGAUGAGGUGGCACAAAGCAAGGGAAGUGUCUCAGCAGGAGACACCCCCAGCAGUGAACAGGCUGUACCCCAAAAAGAGGAAGCUAGAAGAGAUUGCCCACCAGCUCCCCAGGAGCCCAAAAAGGAUGACAAGAGGAGAAAGUCAAGGCCAGAGGUGUCAGCACUCUCUGACCCCACCCCCGCCGCAGACCAACAGCCUGGACACCAGAGGAACCUGCACGGUCAUCACCACCCCAAAAAGAGCAGACACCGGUGUUGGUCCCCACCUCCCCCGCAUGGGUUCAGGGCCUACCAGCUGUACACGCUGUACCGGGGCGAGGACGGAAAAGUGAUGCAGGCCCCAAUAAAGGGCUGUCGCUGCGAACCUCUGAUCAGCAAGCUGGAGAACCAGUUGGAGGCGACUGUGGAGGAGAUAAAAGCCGAGCUGGGAUCAGUGCAGGACAAAGUGAACACAAAGCUGGGGCAGAUGGAGAGUAAGGCCCAGCACCAGUUGUGUGUUUUGGACAAACUGAUGGUGGAACGGCUGUCAGCGGAGAGAACAGACUGCCUGAAUCGCUUGCAACAGCACACCGCUGCUGAGAAGCAGGAGAGAGAGAAGCAGCAGAUGUCUCUGGUGGAUGAAUUGAAGGCCUGGUGUAUGAUGAAGAUCCAGACUUUGGAGCUGAGGCUUUCCGGAGAGUCUCGGACCUUUAAAGCUAAACCCGCACCAUCUCCUUGUGACUCUUCUCCAGCAGAUGCAGAUCCACCAGUGAUAGCUGUAGGACCAGCAGCAGCAGCAGCAGCAGCAGCAGCAGCUUCUGACAGCUCCUCUCAGGUUGUGAGGCCCAAGGACAAGGGAGUCAACGCCACUGCUGCCGACAGACAGCAGCAGGAGCUACUUCCCUCGGACUGCGCAGGCUCCCGCUUAAGGAAGGUGAAGGCCCCUGCAGCCUCAUGCUCCUUGAAUGGGGCUCCCAGGGGUGAGCAGCAGACUGCGUCCUGUGUCACCAGAGGCACUCAAACCAAGAAGUCUGGGAGAAGUGGGCAGACCAAGCACCGAGGCCAGCGGCCAACAGCUGGAAGCCCCUGUGGGCAGCAGCCAUCAGCGGCAGGCAGUGAUGCGCGAGAUGCCUCGCAAGCCCUGGAGCUAACCCAGUAUUUUUUUGAGGCGGUUUCUACCCAGAUGGAAAAGUGGUAUGAACGGAAAAUCGAAGAAGCACGAAGCCAAGCCAGUCAGAAGGCCCAGCAAGAUGAGGCCACACUGAAGGAGCACAUCCGAAGUCUGGAAGAAGAGCUUGCCAAGCUGCGGACAAAGGUGAAGUAAAACCCAGACCCCGAGGUGGAGCCAAGAGCAAAGCAACUGUGUACCAGGAGCUGGCCAUGCACCUGGGGACUUGCCUCUAACAGCCACUCAUCUGUUGGGGACGCACUCGUCCCGUGCUCUGCUGUUGCAAGGGCUUCACUAGUAACAGUGAAUCUCGGGAAGAUGUUCAAAAAAGCAAGCCACACCAAGGAAAGGUGUGUGCCUAAGUCUAGGAUUCCGUGUUAUGAAGUGUGUCAGGAACAAAGGCUGUAGUCACCCAUCUCCAACACGUCUGCUGUGCCUAGAAGGUUCUAGCAGAGCCGGGACUCAGGCGGGAAGCCCUUUUUCUCCCUUGUAACUCUCAAAAUGCUCAUCUUUUAACUGGAGGAAAAGCCUUCAGAUCUUGAGAGGAAAUCCAUUUUAAUAACCUCGGGGGCCAGUAUGUCUUAAAAUAACUUCAAAGGUCAUGGUUAUAAGGAGUAAUUGCUCACUGAUGUUUGCCAAAUGAGGAAAGUUUAAACCACUGACCAGUUACUGUGUGCUUAGCAAAAAUAACUGAGAUUAAUGGAAAAAAAGUCACCCAACAAUUCCAGCCACUUACUUUAGACUACCUUUCUGGACUUUUUGUUCUAUAUUUUGUAAAGAAACAGGGCAGUUCCACAAAACUGUAAUUAUGAAUUGACUUCACUCAUUGAAGAACCUCAAGGUGAAUAAUUAACUAAGGACGUCAUAAAUCUUUGUUUAUUGAAUAAAAUGUACCAGACUGAGGUGGUGAAGAUAUCUUGGUUGAGACCUUGGAUUUGUCUUCUAAUCCUUUGCAACACGAAUUAUAUUCGUCUCCACAUGAUCCACAUAGGCUUAGAGAACAAGUUUCUAUGCAUAAUAACCUAAUAACUAUUGUCCACGAAUUGUGACUAAAAUGCUAUUCAUUGAGCCAAAGAGAAGUGACGAUCUUUCCGCUAUGGUAUGCAUUUAUCCCUUUGUCAAGCCAAGGUCUUGGUCCAUGGAUAUAGAUUUUCCUGUAAAAGAGGGUAAACACUCUAAGUUCAGAACCCAGUGAGCCAUGACUUUAUGUGACUGACCUGUCUUUAUCCUCAGCAUCUGGCGAGAUGCAACGCUUUCCCAGUCUCCUUCCCUGGAGACUGCCCUCACUUGCCUGAGCCCUGCUGUGAUGCUACCCGAAAAAAAUGUCACUCUUGUAUGACCAUUGCUUAUUAUACACCAAGUUAUAUGGGAACUGCCUAAUACUAAGUAAGAGAUGAAACCCUAAGUUCAAGUGAUGCUCCAAGCAGAAGUUAUUUUCAUUAUUAGAAUACGUAUUACCUCACACUAUCCUUGUUGAGAAAUGCAGAGAUCAACUGUAACUGAACAUCCAUCAAGUCUAGACCACAGAAUACCUUGGUGGCAGUACUUUGAUGAUAUACCUCCUACCUAUCAGCAGCAGGCAGCUUAUCACUGUGAAUGGAGAGUUUUGUCACGCCAUCAAGCAUAAAAAUCAGGCUAUCGAGUAAGAGCAGUCAGCCCUUUACCUGCAGGCUUGACUGCCUAAGUGGUGGCUGGUUGGUUUUGGAAGGGUUUACUGUGUUAUCAGAGACUGGCUUUGAACUCAUGAUCUUUCUGUCUCAGCUUCCUGAGUUCUGGGAUUACAAGAGUGAGCCCAUGGCCAAUCAUGUUUUGUUUGUAAUACCAGUGUUAGGUUUGUUGCAACUGUUCCUUAGCAUUGUGAAGCACGCAGAGCUGGUGUGUAUUUUCCCCUGUGCUAUGUGCAAAAACAAGCAAAUAUCCCAGCUGUACUUUUACAACUAACUGUUUAUACUAUAUACUCUCAAGCAGGCCAUGUUUCCAACUGAGGCCUGAAGAGUGUCAACAGCUGUGGAAACACGCUAUGAAACAGUAAAGUGUACAUGAUGAAUGUCCUUAAAAACAACUAACUGUAUACUAAAUGUCUGUGAUGGGGUCAAUGCGUUAGUCCUGGUAUCAGUUUUGAUUUGUGCAGUCCAAUACAGGUUUUUCAUGUUUAGGUUUGUUUUUCUUGGUGAAAAGACAUGCUGUCCAAUUGUUUUAUCACCUUGAACUUGUGUCCCUGCAAGCAUUAAACAUUGUUUUCAGUUCUGUCA